AGAUCACUUAGUACGUACGUUUAAUACUUAGUAAAUUUAAAUGGGAAAAUUUUCCAGCAACUUGUUUGUCAUAAAGCUUCUGAUCGCGGUCUUUCUACUAAAUGCAUCAGUUCCAGCCUUGGCAAAUAGAAAUUACUAUGGAUCAUCCUACAAUCAUCAUCCACCUCCACCUCCACCUCCACCUCCACCUCCACCUCCGGCUAAGGCAAUAAUGUGUAGAAAUGUAAGUGAAAUAUGUAUAGGUAAUAACGACGCUUAUGAUUGUUGCGAAGGAUUAAGUUGCAUUGGUGGGGAUCCAAACCUUCCUGGUAGUGCUGGUGUAUGCACAUCUGUAGGUCAUCAACAACCUAUACAGGGGACCACACCACCAGCAGAUAAGUGUCGGAAAACUCAUCAAUUUUGUCAGUUUUAUGGUCCUGUAAGUUGUUGUAAGGGAUUGCAUUGCGUGGUUCUUCAAAAUCUUCCUCCUGGUGGAGGAGUCUGCGAGCCCAUAUAACUAAUAACUAAUAACUGUGAGGCGCAAAGCAAU
Spinacia oleracea (spinach) is the source of this 529-nucleotide messenger RNA. RefSeq lists its product as uncharacterized. The transcript is spliced from 2 exons. NCBI's taxonomy places the organism in Eukaryota, Viridiplantae, Streptophyta, Magnoliopsida, Caryophyllales, Amaranthaceae. The record is from RefSeq and is a predicted model, not a curated record. The coding region runs from base 41 to 496 and encodes 151 amino acids.